Molecule: messenger RNA, 10609 nt
Organism: Ornithorhynchus anatinus (platypus)
Lineage: Eukaryota; Metazoa; Chordata; Mammalia; Monotremata; Ornithorhynchidae
Gene: BMPR2
Product: bone morphogenetic protein receptor type 2
Exons: 13
Coding region: 269-3415 (1048 amino acids)
Biological process (GO): cellular response to growth factor stimulus; protein phosphorylation; BMP signaling pathway
Cellular component (GO): plasma membrane; signaling receptor complex
Molecular function (GO): transforming growth factor beta receptor activity; ATP binding
Source: RefSeq, a predicted model, not a curated record
CCCACCCUCCCGCCCCCCAGGAGACAUGAAGGGGAAUUUCUGCAGGGAAGCAGCAGCUCUGCAGCGAGGGGUUCUCGGCUGCCAUUUGGCCUUGCAAACUGCUCUGUAAAAGACCACUCCAAGGGGGAAAAAGAAACCUGUCUCCCCCCUCCUCCACCCUCUUUUUUUUUUUUACCCUGGUUUUAUUUUUUAUUUUUUCCACCCCUCUCCGUAUUUAUUCUUUUUGUUUUUUUACUGAAUCCUCGGGUCCCCCCUGGCUGGCUCAGAUAUGAUUGCCUGUAAGCAGCGGGUUUGGCCGGUCCCCUUGCUGCCCUGGACCCUCCUGCUGAUCAGCACUGCGGCGGGCUCAGCUUCCCAGAGUGAAGAGCGAUUAUGCGCAUUCAAAGACCCAUAUCAGCAGGACCCAGGGAUUGGUGAGAGUCGAAUCUCUCAUGAAAACGGCACCAUUUUGUGUUCAAAGGGCAACACCUGCUAUGGACUCUGGGAGAAAUCGAAAGGGGACAUCAAUCUUGUGAAACAAGGUUGCUGGUCCCACAUUGGAGACCCCCAAGAGUGUCACUACGAAGAGUGCGUAGUAACAACCACCCCUCCCUCAAUUCAGAAUGGAACCUACCGUUUUUGCUGCUGUAGAACGGAUUUGUGUAACGUCAACUUCACCGAGAAUUUUCCUCCUCCCGACACAACACCUCUGAGUCCACCUCAUUCACUUCACCGGGAUGAGACCAUAGUCAUCGCCUUGGCUUCAGUCUCCGUCCUGGCUGUCUUGAUUGCCGCCCUGUUCUUCGGAUACAGGAUGCUGGCAGGGGACCGUAAGCAAGGGCUGCACAGUAUGAACAUGAUGGAGGCCGCCACCUCGGAGCCCUCUCUAGACCUGGAUAACCUGAAGCUGUUGGAGUUGAUUGGUCGGGGCCGAUACGGAGCGGUUUAUAAAGGUUCCUUGGAUGAGCGUCCAGUGGCCGUCAAGGUCUUUUCCUUCGCUAACCGUCAGAACUUCAUCAAUGAAAGGAACAUCUACAGAGUUCCCCUGAUGGACCACGACAACAUCGCUCGCUUCAUUGUUGGGGACGAGAGAUUCACGUCGGAUGCCCGCAUGGAGUAUUUGUUGGUCAUGGAAUACUAUCCCAAUGGAUCUUUGUGCAAGUAUCUGAGUCUCCACACAAGUGACUGGGUAAGCUCUUGCCGUUUAGCCCAUUCAGUGACCCGAGGCCUGGCCUACCUUCACACAGAAUUACCACGAGGAGAUCAUUACAAACCUGCAAUUUCCCACCGAGACUUAAACAGCCGGAACGUCCUCGUGAAGAACGACGGAGCCUGUGUUAUCAGUGACUUUGGGCUGUCCAUGAGGUUAACCGGCAAUAGACUCGUGCGUCCGGGGGAGGAGGACAACGCAGCCAUAAGCGAGGUCGGCACGAUUCGCUACAUGGCUCCAGAAGUGCUGGAAGGGGCCGUGAACCUACGAGACUGUGAGUCGGCUCUGAAGCAAGUGGACAUGUACGCCCUCGGCCUCAUCUACUGGGAGAUAUUUAUGAGAUGCACCGACCUCUUCCCAGGUGAGUCCGUGCCAGAGUACCAGAUGGCUUUCCAGACAGAAGUCGGAAACCAUCCCACUUUCGAAGACAUGCAGGUCCUAGUGUCUCGGGAAAAGCAACGACCCAAAUUCCCAGAAGCCUGGAAAGAAAACAGCCUGGCCGUGCGGUCCCUCAAAGAGACGAUCGAAGACUGCUGGGAUCAGGAUGCCGAGGCAAGACUGACAGCACAGUGCGCGGAGGAGCGGAUGGCCGAGCUCAUGAUGAUUUGGGAGAGGAACAAGUCCGUGAGCCCCACCGUCAAUCCCAUGGCUACCGCGUUGCAGAAUGAGCGGAACCUGUCGCACAGCAGGCGGGUCCCUAAGAUCGGCCCUUACCCAGACUACUCAUCUUCCUCCUACAUAGAAGACUCGAUCCACCACAACGACAGCCUGGUGAAGAACCUGUCCUCGGAGCAGUCCACCUCCGGUACGCCGCCGACUGCCGGGGAGAAGAAUCGAAACUCCAUCAACUACGAACGGCAGCAGGCGCAGGCCCGGAUCCCCAGCCCGGAGACGAGCGUCACCAGCCUGUCCACCAACACCACCGCCACCAACACCACGGGCCUCACCCCCAGCACGGGCAUGACGACCAUCUCGGAGCUGCCCUCCUCCGAGGAGAGCCACCCCCGGGCCGCCCCCGGGGCCCCGCCCGCGGGCCCGACUCCGGUCUGCCUGCAGCUGACGGAGGAGGACCUGGAGACCAAUAAACUGGACCCGAAAGAAGUGGACAAGAACCUGAAGGAGAGCUCCGACGAGAACCUCAUGGAGCACUCGCUGAAGCAGUUCAGCGGGCCCGACCCCCUGAGCAGCACCAGCUCCAGUCUGCUCUACCCGCUCAUCAAGCUGGCGGUCGAGGCCACGGGGCAGCAGGACUUCCCGUCGGCCGGAAACGGGCCGACGCCGCUCGUUCCCGACGUCCCCUCGGCCCAGGUGUACCCUCUGCCCAAGCAGCAGAAUCUCCCCAAGAGGCCCACCAGCCUGCCCCUGAACCCCAAAAACUCCACCAAGGAGCCGCGCCUGAAGUUCGGCAGCAAGCACAAGUCGAACCUGAAGCAGGUGGAGACGGGAGUGGCCAAGAUGAACACCAUCAACGCCGCGGAGCCCCACGUGGUGACGGUCACCGUGAACGGGGUGGCCGGCAGGACCCACGGCGCCCAUUCGCACGCGGCGCCGGCCCCCUACGCCAACGGGGCGGUGCCCGCCGGCCAGACGGGCAAUUCGGUGGCCCACCGGGCCCAGGACCUGCUGCAGAACCAGUUCGGCGGCGAGGACGGUCGGCUGAAUAUCAACUCCAGCCCCGACGAGCACGAGCCCCUGCUGAGACGAGAGCAGCAGGCCGGCCACGACGAAGGGGUCCUGGACCGCCUGGUGGACAGGAGAGAGAGGCCUUCGGACGGCGGCCGCACAAACUCCAAUAACAACAACAGCAACCCGGCCUCCGGGCGAGAGGCCCUCGGCCUCGGCUCCCAGGGCCCGGCCGGAGGGCCCGGCCAGCCGCGGCCCAGGAGGGCCCCGAGGCCCAAUUCGCUGGAUCUGUCCGCCACACGAAGCCUGGGCGGAGACGGGGGGCACUUAGGCGAGUCGGCCCAAGACGGCAAGCCGGGAUCCGGGGAAAAGAUCAAGAAGCGCGUGAAGACGCCCUACUCGCUGAAGCGGUGGCGCCCCUCCACGUGGGUCAUCUCCACCGAGCCGCUGGACUGUGAGGUCAACAACAACAACAGCAGCAGCAGCAACGGGCGGGAGGAGCGCGGGCCGCAUUCGAGGUCCGGCACGGCCGUGGUCCUGGCGGGCGGGGGCACCGCCACCACCCUGCUUCAGGCCCAAGACCCCGGGAUCAACUGCCUGUGAAGCCUGUUCGGAGCCUUCGAAAACGACUCUUUUUGCAUCAUUUGAAAUCAACGUGCGGAAGAUGUUAAGAAAAAAACUGCUUUCUCCCCCUGUCGGCGUCCCCUCCCGACGACUUGCUUUAAAUAGAUUUCAGCUAUGCAGAAAAUUUUUAGCUUAUGCUUCCAUAUUUUUUCAUUUUGUUUCCCCCCCUUUUUUUUGAAUGUUUUUGCACUUUUAUUUAGUCUCGCUCAAGUCUGUCACGACCACCAACUUAUAUAUAUGUGUAUCAAAGAAGGGUGGUCUCAAAAUAUUUUUUUAAAAAAAAGUAUGUAUUGUGGAUAAUCAGUUUGGACCAGUUUCUGAAGGUCACUAAAAACAAGCAGACUCUUAAGACAGGUUUGACUGCAGUGGUGUCUUGUAUAUUCAUGUUUUGAUUUCUGUGCACAAGCUAGUUUGUAAGUUUCUACCUUCCCCAACUGUUAGCCUCUUUUGAACACCCUCCUUUUCUGUGUUCUGUUGAAACGUGCAAUAGUCUGUAGGCCAUAGUACGCUUUCUUGAAAGUGUUUUUCUAAACUCCAAGUUAGGGAUUCUCCCGAUGGCAGGCCUUUCUUUCCGAAGAGUUCGGUCGGCCAGUCUCCACCGGGCGGUGAACCCAUGCACGACUCUCAGCUCUCGGAGAAACUGGUUUCUGGUUUCUCCCCAACGGACUCUCUGAGAAGGCGGAAGCGUCGCCCGAAGGGUCGGAGGAAGGCAGGAAAUAAGCUUGAUGUGAAAUGACAUUCCGCCCUUCCUUCCAGAUCUGUCUCGUUUCCUCCGAGGCCUUAAGAAACCAUUGGUCUGGUACUGGUCUUGGAAGGUUUAGAAAAGAAAGUGUUGAGAACAUAAUGUAAGACAAGAGAAUGCGUGCGGUUUGUCUCAUUUUCUCUGAACGAAUUUUGCCGUGUUCGUGUAUGUAGAUACAUUUUUCCCCAUUCAUCCACAUUAGUAAUGUGUAUUUCAGACUUUUUUGUUUUCAAAACUGUAAAGAACUUUGUUACCCCAGUGUUCCAAAAAUAGGUCAUCUCCUUAGUCGUAUGAGCCGUUUCAAUCCCAGCCUUCUGACUGGUCCGUUUCCCACCCAGGAGAGGUCAGUUUUCAGUCAGUCAAUCAAUCGAUGGCAUUUGUUGAGUGCUCACUGGAUGCCGAGCACUGUAUUAAGUGUUUGGGGGAGUCGAUAGCCACGUUCCUGGUUAAAAACUGAUGAAAUGGGUAAAGGGGGUCACCGUCGGCAGACCCGUAGUGCCUCACUCUCCUUCAUCUGAAAAGGGUUCCCUUCUCCAGACCUCAGGCACUGUGUGGAAAAUGAUUCAGUCAGCCUGCCCGUUAAGGUCACCCUCUCACCUGCCUGUCUUUAAGCCGAUGGAUUGUGAGCUCUCCUUUCAGAGACAGGCUGUUUGUUUUCUGUUUGCUCCUUGGGUUCAUCUCCUUGACCCUUGUUGUCUGAGUGAUUCCCCAAAAUUGUAUUCCCCAGUCCCGGAAUCCUUCCUAGUUCCCUUCCUUCAAACUCAGUAGCCUCCGCAUUGUGAUUUCUCGAAAACUGAGAGCCUUCUGUUCAUCAGGGACACCAUUUUUCUAAGCACAACUCGGAGAACCUAAUAGAACAAAAAAACCAAGACAGGACUUGACUUUUCCACAUAGCUUCCACGGCUUUUACCCAGAGUAACAUCAUCAAUCUAAUGUCCUCAGGGAGAUAGGGAACAGCAGAGCUCAGAACUCAGAUCUCCCGAUUUCUGCCUUACCCAUUACCCCCACACCUUUAUCCUCCUUCCCAUCCCUUUCCGUGCAGGCUUCUUCUUUUAGCUUAAGAGGCAUCCGCCCCUUCCCAGUUUGCAUUCUCCUCUCCUUGUUCCUUGGGCUGGCCUUUGUGGUCUGACAGCCAGGAGCUAUUGAAACAGUUGCCAGGUGUUGGUUUCGAGACCCGGUACCCAGGUCUGAAUGCUCGGCCCUCAUGGCUUUCGGUUCCCCAGUUGAUUUCUCUUGGCUAAGUUCUCCACACUUUCUCAAGUCUCUGAAUAACUGUCGAUAAACUGUUUUCUGCGGUGAUAUCUCCAUUUACCGGCCUAAUGAAAAUGAUUCCCCACUCUUUUGGUGACUUUUCCCUUUGGAGGUUUCUCUUCUACAGUUCAGAGAAUUAUCAUUCAAAAACAUUUGCGAGGCAUGCCAACUUCUCUCCCUUUCCGAAACCUGGGAAAGCAUCAAGGAUUUUUGUGCUUUUUCUCUUCCUACCAGGGUAGGAAUCAUUCCAUUUCCCCUAGCCGUCCGACUGUCGGGAGGGUUCCAGCAUCUUAAAAGACCUGUACAAUCAAAAGAUGGAACACGGUUGAUGUCAGAGAGAGACAUACUCUGAUAUUCUCCAGCUUUGGAAGGUGAAUUUUUACAGGAAAGCACAUCACCUGUAGUGUAAUCCCAAAAGAUGUUUGCUAAAAUGCCUCUGACAUUUUAUUUCUAGCAACUUCCAUCUUCUUGAAAUGGUUUACAAUCAAAUCCAAGAACUUCAUUUUUUGAUAAAGUUUCAGAUGGGAUCCAUUGGGCAGAAUCCAGGGUCCGAAGAAGAAAUGUUGUUUGAUUCUGAUGAAUAACCAGUAGCCAGAGUGUCCUGGCUUUCAUUGUGUAGCUUGAGCAAAAAGCCUAGAAGCAAAAAGGUUGAAAUGGAGAUGACCCCAAUCACCAGUGAGCACCUGCUAAGUGCCAGGCACUGAACUAAAUGCACAACAAUGAGAAGACACACAGUCAGUUUCCUGCAGGAUCAGUCGGGAAUUUACUGUGCACUGUCUGCGUGCAGAGGACUGAGCUAGGUGCUUGGGAGAGGACAACACAAAAUUGGGAGCCACGAUCCCUGCCCACAGGGAGUUUACAGUCUAGAAAGGAGUUUAGGCGCUUGGCAUUCAGUGGAGUGGGAAAAUGGUGAUCCGGCGACCCUAAAAGAACCAACCUAAAGUAAUCUGGUUCUAAAGUAUUUCCUCUCAACUAAGCUUUCACAAAUGAACAGAAAAUCGAUUAGUCGGUAUAGUCAGAGCACUAUACUGGGCACUUGGGGGAGUACAACAGAAUUAGCAGACAUGUUCCCUGCCCAUUACGAGCUUACAGUCUAGAGGGGGAGACACUAUCAUAGUCAUUUUAUUUCUUUCUUUCUGAAUAAGUUUUGGUCAUAAUGAAAUCAUGAUGUUCCUGUUCCUCUUUCUAAUGUGCAGCACAAAAGUAUAUUAUAUGGAUAAAAUGACAGUGUAAAUAAUGAUGGAUUGUGCCAAUAUUCAGACAGUGACUGAAUGGUUGGUAUGUUGACUUCCGGUUGGGAAUUUGAAUAGAUAUUCCAUCACACUUGAGGCUGAUCUGUAGUACAGCCAAGAUCAACUACUUUAAUCAUUUUAGAAGUGUAAAUGCUAGAAUCUAGGCAUGCGUCAGUAGGCAUGGAUAGACAUGGAUGUAGUGAAUUUUUCCUAAUUAAAAAAAUGGUUAUCUAUUUGGAAUGUAUGUCUAAUUCAAAGAAAAAAAAUCCAUCCCAGUCUUGCCACUAGAAAUCCUAAAGGAAUUUUGCUUGUACAGUCUGAGAGAUUCUUACACUGCCAAGCUAAACGCAAGUGUUUGGAGAAAAUGAGUGAGUUAUCAAAAUCAAGAGACUUUAAAAUUUGUUGCGUUUCAGUGCACAACGCAAGUAAAUCUUUUUAGCAUCUUUCAGGCUCACUAUUUCUGUAACUCUCAUCUGGGAAAAGAUCUGGUUUCAGUGGCAGUGACGUUGAAUUGUUUUUAUUAAAAUCAACUGAGGCAGUGACCAAAGCGAGUAGGCUGUUGGACAGAAUUCAGGGAUAGUUACUGAUGUCCUUUUGAAGGUUUUGGAGCUGAGGGUCCCUUCGACACCCCCAUUUUCCAGAAAAGCUAACCAAUCUUGAAUGCCAACUGAACUGAAAAGAACAAAUAUUCAGUAACCUCAAAAUUGGGCAAGAGGCAUAUUCUUCUUCCCAAAAUGUGAUUCAGAAAGAUCAUCCAAGGUCACUUUUGAAGCAGAGGAGUCCAUAUUUGCUGGGGUUUCCAGCCCCACUAAUAUCCCCACAGUCAUUUUGUGAUGGAGGAAACCUCUCUUGAACUGUGAAACUUGAUUGGUUUUCUCCCCUCGUUUGUGUGUGGAAAUGAAUUCUCAGGAGGGAGUGAUUUCUGGUUGAAAGAUCUCAAGGUCCCCUGUUUCUCUUCAUUCUCCAGGGUAUGUCCAUAGACCAUUUUCUUCCCAGCCGUUUUCUGGCGACCGACCUGCGUGUUUUGUCACGUCUGAUGUUCUUUCAAGCACUUCACUCUGCAAGGUCCUCAAGCCUCACCGCGUCCCCACUGAUGGAUGCAAACUCCAGCCUCAACAACAUUGGCUCUUUGCUUGUUGGCAGAAAAAUAAGGUUGCUUAGCAUUUCUCCAAAUUCUAUUCAUACAGAGAAGGGCAGCAAAAAACAAGAAAAAGCAUAGAAUUAUAGGAUGGGUAUUCAUUAAUUGUGGUAUUUGUUCAGCGCUUACUAGGUGCCAAGCACUGGGAUGGAUUGCAAGAUAAUCAGGUCAGGCUGGGAGAAGUUUCUAAAAGGAAACUAGUCCAUCCUCUCUCCACGCAGCUGUUCCUAUCCCUAAAGCUAAUCUUGACUUUAGCUGCCUGUCCUAUUCUUAAAGAACUCCACAGGAGGAGACCCCAGAUCUUCCCUCUCCGGUGUCUUGCAACCUCACUCUCAGGAAACUUUCCUCUCUUGUAUCCCUCCUCUUGCAUUUUUAAUCAGGUCCCUCCUGCCCUCAAGGAAGGCGGAGAACAGCAAAUUCCCAUCUUCUGUCUAGUGUUCCUUCCUAUAUUUAUAGAUAGAAGGGCUCUCUCGGUCUCCUUUCUCCGGUCUUCUACUCCCUCUCCAACUUAUACUUGGAAUCUCUUCAACUAUUAGCUCUUCAAGCCUAGAGCAUGAUGGUGAAAAGCACUCGAGUCUUUUGACUAUUUUUCCCCCGUCGGAUUCAGCUUUCCCUAAGGGGUAAACCGAGAGCUUCCACCUCAGUUCCAGAUAGCGCUGUCAGAACGGCGAAUGAUAAGCCCUUGAGCUUGGACCAGUGAACACCAUUUGCUGCCCGUGAUCUGCAUGAGUGGAAAGGGAAAAGCCACAUGUGAAGAACUGUCAUCUGGCUUUUCCGCGUCGGCCACAGUUUCAACCUUUUCCCAACAAGCUAAAGGGAACUGUAAGAGCCACGUCCGUACAUUUCCAGAGCAUCGUCCAUCGUACACAAAGAUGUCACCCCCAGAGGUGAAGAGUACCCAUGGGCCGUAAUUGUAUUUUUACGAAUAUUUGAUCUUGUGUCAUUUCCAUCACUCGCAGGUUUGAUUCCCACGGCACCGUCCCUAACUAAUCAAGAACGACCUUGAAUUAUUGGGCCUCUUUGGAACUGCCCAUUGGUACGUCGUGCCAGAGUGGAAGGACAGCCUGUUUCCUUUCUUGGGGUUUAAUUAUCUCGGGAAGCUCUGCUCCUCCGGGGUCUUUAAGGAUAGUAUGACUCUCCUGUGAAAAUGGCCGAGGAAUCAACCGGCCACAUUUUAAGGGGAAACGUUCACAAGCACUCAACUUUGUAUUAAGAUGCCUGAAGUCAAUGUGAGUUACUCAGAAGAAUACUUGAAGAUUUCAGUUCCGUUACUCUUACGUUGAAGUGGGUUCGUGUCAGAGUUAAUGUGUGCAUUUGUGUUGUGAACAAAUUGCACCCCUGAUUGCACAUCUAGUCCUUCAGUUGUUGACACCCAGGCAGAGGCAGCCGCGUUAUUGUGUGUGGCGUACGCAGUAUUUGUUUAAAUUGCCUUUGUGAUGUAGAGCAUUUGAUUUGACUCGUGUAGUUACAGUGUAAAAGAUAGGCCUCACUGCAGCCUCCUAAGCGCCUCAUGCCAUGAAAAAACACUUGUCCGGUUCGAGUUACCUGAAAGAUGGGAGUGGCUUCUCAAAGGAACAACCUGUGGCAGGAAUUGAACCAACGCCCUUGGGUUGAAGCUCCUCGCUAAUGCUCUCACAGCCUUCUGGGCAAAUGAAUGCACGUUGAGCCAAAGGUAGGUAGAUGGGAGACCCUCAGCCUCCUUUGAGGUUGGAUGUGCGCAGACGGAACGAAGAAGUUGUAUGACACUUUGAGUUCCUCCUUUGCCUUUUAGAAGCUCUGAAAGGCCACCCGGGGUUUCCCAUCUAUUCAGCGGGAACCCAGAUUCCAUACAUUUCGAUCCAGAGAGCCCUGAGUUUGUGGUCCUUACAUCAUUGGCCUUUAGAGAGCUCCAGAAGGGGCCGGAGUUAAUCCCAACAGUGAAGUGAUCUGCCAUCCAUAUCCCAUUUUUCCCAGGCCAUCUGCCCUGCUACCGACCUUUCAUGCUUGCGAGGACAUUUAAUUGGAAAUCUUGGGUUUAAAAAAGCCCACUAAAAUAACUGACCUUAAAAAAACCCUUCAAGUAGUUCGUUUAGCUUCCAUUUUGGACCUGGAAUGUCCCGGGUAAUGUGGCUUUUCUUUUCUACCAUCAGCUAGCUAUUUAUUUAAGCUUCGUGUAUUUGUUGUCUUUCAUCUCCAUAGCUCAUGUGUGGUUAUAGCUGUUUCUCAAAUGAGUAUGUGUAAGUAAUGGUGAAAUACACUAACUAUUAGGGUUUGGGGUUAGGAGAAGCCAGACAUGGAGGGGGUGAGACUGCCCUACUUUGAAAGUAAAAGGAAAGACGCUUAAGUUAAAGAGCAUUCAUUUCUGAGUAAGCUUUUCUGGAAAAGAGCCUCAAAAAUAUCAGUCUCCUCAGAGUCCUCUUGUUCACGGGUAUUUUUUGUUGGUGUUUUUUUCCUCUUAAAUUACCAAUGAAAUAUCAUGUAUGAAUUUAUAAAUAAUUUUAGUUAUUUUGCUUUGAAAUAAGCUGUCUGAUACCUUGCUACGCUGGAUAAGUUGUGUUUGGAGCAGUGUGAGUAUGAAAUAAAGCAAAUGACUUUUCUCCUUUUUAAUCAUCCACGGAUGCCACUAUGAAAGAUGACAUUAAGCCACUACAGAGUUUUUCUAUGAAUACUUGUAAGUAAAAUGCUUUGAUAUAUAUAAACCUAAAUAAAGAGAUUGUAUUGAUAGAGACGUUGGAUAGGAAAAUUUAAAGACAUUCUUUAGGUUUAAAAAAAAGGCUUGCUGUAAAAUGGUGCGUUAUUCCAUUUAUUAAAGAUCAUAUUAAGGACAAGAA